This is a messenger RNA of Amphimedon queenslandica, 496 nucleotides long. Its product is annotated as serine/threonine-protein phosphatase 6 regulatory ankyrin repeat subunit C-like. The transcript has a single exon. Gene Ontology annotation, molecular function: protein binding. The annotation marks the transcript as partial. The record is from RefSeq and is a predicted model, not a curated record. NCBI's taxonomy places the organism in Eukaryota, Metazoa, Porifera, Demospongiae, Haplosclerida, Niphatidae.
AUGAAGGAUUGCAAGUGUAGUCUGAGCCUAACAGAUAACAAAGGUCAGAAUGUUACUCAUUUUUCAUCAUUAGAAGGUCACACUCACUUUAUCAAACAUAUCACCAGUCAGUAUCCUCAAUACAUUAGUUUACUACACUCUACUGACAAUGAGGGUAGGAUACCAUUGCAUUUAGCCUGUGAGAGUGGUAAUAUUCAAUUGGUCACAUUUCUAAUAAAUGAUAUGAAAUGUGAUGUCAAUGCUAAGGAUACAGAUGACAGUACAUGUGUAUUAUUUGCCAGUUUCUCAGGUAAUCUUGAUCUAGUACAAUUACUAAUACAACAGUAUAAGCUUGAGCCUUUAGCUACUGAUUUAGCUGGUUUCACAACAUUACACAGAGCAGCAGGCUAUGGUCAUACUCAUAUACUUGAAUGGUACAGUCAGGAGUAUAGUGUGGAUAUUACUAAUCACACUAACAAUAACAAGUACACACUAGCUCAUUUAGCUGCUUAUGGAG